Striga hermonthica is the source of this 561-nucleotide messenger RNA. Lineage: Eukaryota; Viridiplantae; Streptophyta; Magnoliopsida; Lamiales; Orobanchaceae. The record is from the annotation of a GenBank genome assembly.
AUGUUUGCAGCUGAGAAUGGUUUAAGGGGUGACCCAAGAUUGAAGGCCAUUUCUGAUUCCAUUAGUGUUGUGCCCAAUUUUCCUAAACCAGGGAUUAUGUUUCAAGACAUCACGACCCUUGUCUCAAAUCACAAAGCCUUCAAGCAUACUGUAGAUAUCUUUGUCGAUAGAUACAAGGACAUGGGGAUCUCUGUUGUUGCCGGAGUUGAAGCCAGAGGUUUCAUAUUUGCUCCUCCUAUUGCUUUGGCUAUUGGUGCCAAAUUCAUUCCUCUGCGUAAGCCCGGGAAGCUUCCAGGUGAAGUUAUUUCCGAAUCAUAUGAGCUCGAGUAUGGUCAUGAUUGUUUGCAAAUGCAUGUGGGAGCGCUUGUAAAAGGAGAACGAGCAUUGGUUAUUGAUGAUUUGGUGGCUACGGGAGGGACUUUGUCUGCCGCCAUUAAGCUUUUGGAACGUCAAGGUGCUGAGGUUGUCGAGUGUGCAUGCGUUAUUGGAUUGCCAGAGCUUAAGGAGCGACAAAUUUUGAAUGGAAAACCACUGUAUGUCUUGGUGGAGCCUCGCCAAUAG